CCUAACGGCGCGCGGGGCUGGCGGCGCGGCUUGAUGACGUAACGGUCAUUGACAGCGUGAGGCGGCGGCCGUGGCUGCUGCCUCCUUGGUUGUGAGCGGCCGGUUAAGGGUCAGAGUUGAUUUGCUGCCUGGCCAGGGCGACUUCCAAGGUGCAGCAUGUCUAGAAUGGGGGUCUUGGGCGGCGCCCAAGCCGGGUUGGGACUGUUGCUGGGCACCGCCGCGGGCGUUGGAUUCCUAUGUGCCCUUUACAGCCAGCGGUGGAAGCGGACCCAGCGCCAUGGCCACAGCCAGAGUCUGCCUAACUCUCUGGACCACACGCAGACCUCAGAGCCUGGUCGUCAAGUGAGGCCUUUUCGGGCGGUCCCCGGUGAGGCUGGAGAUGCUGCGAUGUUGCCCAGCCUUCCGCGAGCAGGGCAGGAGGACGUGCUGGAGCGCCUGGACUUCGUGCUGACCAGUCUGGUGGCCCUGCGGCGCGAGGUAGAGGAGCUGAGGAGCAGCCUGCAGGGGCUUGCGGGGCAGAUUGUCGGCGAGGUCCGAUCCCACAUGGAAGAGAGCCAGAGAGUGGCUCGGCGGCGAAGGUUCCCAUUUGCCCGGGAGAGGAGUGACUCUACGGGGUCCAGCUCAGUCUACUUCACAGCCAUGUCAGGAGCCACGUUCACAGACGCCGAGAGCGAAGGCGGUUACACAACAGCCAAUGCCGAGUCCGACUAUGAGCGGGACUCUGACAGGGAAAGCGAUGACGGGGAAGACGAAGUGAGCUGUGAGACCGUGAAGAUGGGGCGGGAGGAUUCUCUGGACCUGGAGGUGGAGGUGGCUUCAGGCCCGGCGGCCAGAGCCCUGGAUGCUGGAGGCUCCCCUGGCCCGGAGGACGUGCUGCCCCUCCUGCAGCAGGCGGACGAGCUGCACCAGGGCAGCGAGCAGGGCAAGCGGGAGGGCUUCCAGCUGCUGCUCAACAACAAGCUGGCGUAUGGAAGCCGGCAGGACUUUCUCUGGCGCCUGGCCCGGGCCUAUAGUGACAUGUGUGAACUCACUGAAGAGGUGAGCGAGAAGAAGUCGUAUGCCCUAAAUGGAAAAGAAGAAGCGGAGGCUGCCCUGGAGAAGGGGGAUGAGAAUGCUGAAUGUCACCAGUGGUAUGCAGUGCUUUGCGGGCAGCUGGCGGAGCAGGAGAGCGUCCGCAGGCGCAUCCAGAGUGGCUUUAGCUUCAAGGAGCACGUGGACAAAGCCAUUGCUCUCCAGCCAGAAAACCCUAUGGCUCACUUUCUCCUUGGCAGGUGGUGCUACCAGGUGUCUCACCUGAGCUGGCUAGAAAAAAAAACUGCUACAGCUUUGUUUGAAAGCCCUCUCAGUGCCACUGUGCAGGAUGCCCUCCAAAGCUUCCUAAAGGUUGAAGAACUACAGCCAGGAUUUUCCAAAGCAGGGAGGGUAUAUAUUUCCAAGUGCUACAGAGAACUAGGAAAAAACUCUGAAGCUAGACAAUGGAUGAAGUUAGCCCUGGAGCUGCCAGAUGUCACCAGUGAGGAUUCAGCUUUCCAGAAGGACUUGGAAGAAUUAGAAGUAAUUUUAAAAGAAUAAUCACAUUUCAAUGGCCUUCAUGACCUGAGGAAGCCUACCUACCCUGCUUAGAUCAUCAGGAAUCUAAGACUGCUGAAGUGAUGUCCUGACUCCUGGGUCUGACUGCAUCCAUAACCAUUCCCCAAUUUCUUUCCUGUUACCCACCAGUUAAUUUAUUCUAAUCCCUUACUUUAUCUGAAAUUGGGGAAAUACUUAAGGCCUAGAUUUCUGUAGUUGUCUUAAGUGAAUUCUUAAAGAAUCAAGAGUAACAUAUAGAGCCCUGAAGGCUGUGGUCAGUGUGCUGGUGGGGUGGAUGAACUUUGAAGAGCUAUAGGAACAAAAUACAGAACCUGCACUCUGAUCUUUUCUACUGAUUAACAUUAAACACCAAACUAUAUAGUUCUAAGACCACACCCUGUCUACCAGGGUAAAAGGAACGAUCAGGGCAGCCUGUGGAUAUCGUCCCAUGGAUACUGCAGUCUUCUCACCUAUCAUGUGAAUUCUAACUGUAUUCCUGGGCCGAGGAGCUGGACCACUUCACUUCCAGAGUCCCGGCAGCUUGUGGAAGGACACUAGUGCAUAAGGCUUAUGGGACUGUGAAACAGUGAUUCUGAGGGAAUAUAUUUUGGUACAAACCUGAAAUAAACCAAAUUUGACUAUA
Molecule: messenger RNA, 2212 nt
Organism: Ailuropoda melanoleuca (giant panda)
Lineage: Eukaryota; Metazoa; Chordata; Mammalia; Carnivora; Ursidae
Gene: RMDN3
Product: regulator of microtubule dynamics 3
Exons: 13
Coding region: 157-1572 (471 amino acids)
Cellular component (GO): cytoplasm; spindle microtubule; mitotic spindle pole
Molecular function (GO): microtubule binding
Source: RefSeq, a predicted model, not a curated record